This is a messenger RNA of Engraulis encrasicolus (European anchovy), 1344 nucleotides long. Its product is annotated as histone H2B 1/2-like. Gene Ontology annotation, cellular component: nucleosome. The transcript has a single exon. NCBI's taxonomy places the organism in Eukaryota, Metazoa, Chordata, Actinopteri, Clupeiformes, Engraulidae. The coding region runs from base 350 to 724 and encodes 124 amino acids. The record is from RefSeq and is a predicted model, not a curated record. Gene Ontology annotation, molecular function: DNA binding; protein heterodimerization activity; structural constituent of chromatin.
GUAUUAACUCGCAUAACAACAUUUACAUAACAAAAUAUCUUCAUUAUUCUGGCUGAAAGAUAAUUCAAAUGUCGUUUUCAUUUUGCCAUUUCACGUGUCCCAGGGCCGAAAAGAGCGGGAAGGUGGUGAAUGGGGGAAGGGUAGAUAACAAAGUAACGUUAUGUGGGUGGAGUAGGCUACUACUGUACGUAGAUGGGACGCCCCUGGCUUCAAAGUAACCAAUGCACGUCUGAGGAGGAAAGGGUCUCGAGACACAACAGAGGCUGAUUUGAGUGGGUCAUCAGCCUGGGCGAGAGUAUAUAAACUCGGGGCAUAACCUUAUAGUACUACUCUACUCAUCAACUCCACGAUGUCUGAUACAGCCAAGCCUGCGCCCAAGAAGGGCUCCAAGAAAGCCGUCAGCAAGUCCGCUGCAAAGGGCGGCAAGAAGCGCAAGAGGACCAGGAAGGAGAGCUAUGCUAUCUACGUGUACAAGGUCCUGAAGCAGGUCCACCCCGAUACUGGGAUCUCUUCUAAGGCCAUGAGCAUCAUGAACUCCUUCGUCAACGACAUCUUCGAGCGCAUCGCUGGUGAGGCUUCUCGCCUGGCGCAUUACAACAAGCGCCACACCAUCUCCUCCAGGGAGAUCCAGACAGCAGUGCGUCUGCUGCUGCCCGGUGAGCUCGCCAAGCACGCCGUGUCUGAGGGAACCAAGGCCGUCACCAAGUACACCAGCUCUAAGUAAAAUGUUUGUCCACUUCCUCAACCUAAAGGCUCUUUUAAGAGCCACCCAAAAUCUCACAGGAAAGCUGUUCCAUAUGUUGGUGCUCAUGCUGAAUGAGUUGCCCGUAUUUCCUGAUUAAAUGCAGCCUUGCAUAUGAGCGCGCACAUAAUAGCCCUCUAGCAGCCUACAAUUUGCAAAGUCAAAGUUCAGGAUGAUGCACAGAAAGUGUGUCACGUGUGGAUAAUACACGUCUAGGCUAAAAAAAAAAAGUUGGUAUCAUGACUUACGUUGGCCAACUAGUUUGAAAUUCCCAAAAUGUUACAUUUCAAUUAUACUAAACUUGCAUGAGGCAGACAAAGUUUGGCUUGUCAGAUGAUGUUAGUGCGCAAAGUUUAAAAUGCACUACCACAGAUAAUGGGUAUGUAUCCAACAAGCAUGCUCAACUUAUAAAUAUGAUGCUAAUGGAAUAGAACAGUGUAGUCCAGUGGGCUCCUGAUGUACGCACACGCGAUGUAGGCUAUACAUUCUAAUAACUUUAGAUGCUCAAUAUUAAGUGGGCACAAUUCUAUACUUCACUGUUCAAACGUUUCGUGUUGUUGCUGGUUACAUAGAGUUAAUCUUAAAAAAGUGAUGAUGCUAGU